Molecule: messenger RNA, 2096 nt
Organism: Asterias rubens (European starfish)
Lineage: Eukaryota; Metazoa; Echinodermata; Asteroidea; Forcipulatida; Asteriidae
Product: nucleoredoxin-like protein 2
Exons: 2
Coding region: 176-622 (148 amino acids)
Biological process (GO): photoreceptor cell maintenance; sensory perception
Source: RefSeq, a predicted model, not a curated record
GGGCCAGGGCGCAGCUUCACACGAUUUUCUGACGAAGCUUGAAUGAAUUCAUUAAGACCAUAAUAUCACCAAGUCUUGCUGUAGGGUUCCCAACACCUCUUCUGCCAGGAUAUUGUGCACCUUACCCUAUCAGGCAAAAAGUCGCUGGACGUCUGUGGAGCAGACACUGACCAUCAUGGCCGAGCUGUUUCAAGGGAAGACACUUUCAAGCAAAACGCUUUCCGAGGUGGACAUACAGGAGGCAUUGCAGAAUCGUGUGGUAGGGCUGUACUUCUCAGCAGCAUGGUGUCCUCCAUGUAGACAAUUCACUCCAAUGCUAAGAGAGGUGUAUGAGGAACUCAGGACGCGGGGAGCACCGUUUGAGGUCGUGUUUGUUUCCUCGGACAAAACUUCAGAGAAUUUACGGCAAUACAUGAUGGAUGAACAUGGCGACUGGUUGUAUGUUCCCUUUGGAGAUCCCUUAAUAAGUGAGCUAAAGAGCAAGUACAGCGUCACUGCCAUACCCCAGCUCAUUAUCAUCAAACCAAAUGGAGACAUCAUAACCCCUCUAGGACGGAAACACAUCCAGGAUCGCGGUGUAUCCUGUUUCACCAGUUGGUCACAGACAAUGGAGAAACACUGAGGGUUCAGACAGAUGCGUAGGUUGCUCCUAGAAGGUACACAUGCAGCGGACAAUCAGAUUUAUAGAGCUGCUAAACACACAAUUUACCAUGGCUCGGGAAAUUACCUUUCUCUGUGGUUAAACAGUGGCGAGCAAUCAACUUGGAUUUCUGUGUGAUGUAAAUUAUGCAUAUAUGUACAGAUUUUAAAAGAUGAACGGAUUUGCAGUUAGCUGAAUCUAAAAUUUACCUCCAGAAAAUGAAUUUUCUCCAGCAAAUAGGGGAAUUAAUUUUUGGGAACAGUUUUGCUAUACAUGUAUAUAUAUAUAUACAACAUAAAGCAUUUAUAUUCAGAAAAGUUCUUUAAGUGUAAAAUGCAGUCAAAUGUGGGCUGAAAAUCAAUGACCCACCAGUGCUAAACAGUUUCUGUGGCAUGUAGCAUGCUAGCCUUUUCCCAAGUGAUUUUUAUUUGUGAGUAUGUGUCACUCAAUAACAUCUGCACACAGUGGUCUAGAGCUCGAAAUUUGAAAGAAAAAAAAUCCCCAAUAUAGCAGUGCUUGGAGCUGAAAGCAGGACCAGAACUUGUUCACAAUACUAGAAUCAAAAUGACACAAUGUGACACUCACAGUGACACAUGACACAAUGUCAGGGCAAGUGUCCUGGUGCCCCCUGUUGUUGUUCUGGUGCCCGAUUGACAUUUUCCUCAUUAGAGGUGCACCUCACCAUGGGGACAAUUUCCAGGCCCCUUCAAAAAUCAAAGUUCAUCGGGCAUGACAUGUAUUUUUGGCAUUCAUUAAAGAAUAUCCAUGUCUUUUUAAAAAGCUGAAAAUUAUCUUGCUCUGAGCUGGCUACAUAAAAGUAGAUAGAUUCCAAAAAUCUACUCGGCAAGUAGAUACACACAUGGUUUUACCGCAAACCAAAUAUAUAUAGAUAGAUUCACAAAGCAAUUAGGGGUGCCCUGCAGUGACGUGAUAACUCUGCAAUUUGACCCAUCACCCCAUCAAAGAAGGCAGCCUAGAGGCUGUUUUUAUGAAUGUACAUGUACCCUUCAAAAAGGCUAAUGAUGUAUCGAGCCUUUGGGCAAGGCUAUCCUAACAUGCUCAGCAGAAUAAUGAUAUUUGGCUGGGGGAAUUGAUCUGCAAUGUCACCUCACAGAAAUACCCUGUUUUUAAUGUUAACUGUUGUGUGAUUUUAGUCGCCUUUGAGUGCAAUCUCCUUUUUAUAAAAUUAUAUAAAUUAUACUUUUAUCGUUGGUAGGGGUCUGGUUUUAGUAUCUUAAGAUGACAGUUUGUAUAACUCUGUAUAACAUUGACAGCCCCUGUUUAACUUGUAAUCAUUGUGGAAGAUUUAGAAUAAAUAAAAGUAAAACCGACACUUUUGCACCAGAAACAUUGGGGAGAAUGGUCAGUUUUUUUGUAGUAACAAGGUUCCUCAGCUAAUUUACCUUAAAUACAGUACAACAGGAUUCAUGUAUGUGUCCCACACUAAAGUACAAAG